AAUAAAUAUAUUGACGUACUAAAGUAAUAGAACUUUACACCGAUAUUUUUAUUAGGACGCUCAAGACCAUUUAUCAAAAUAAGUUAUCUCUGAUGAUAUAAAAACUGCGUGUUACCGAGUAUCGUUAUAUAGUCUUACGAUCCUAGUCUAAAGUGAAAUAAUGGCGGCAGUAAUACCAGCAGUGACGAAAUUGUCGAGUAGGGUUAUAAGGAUUUUAGGAUGCAACCCUGGUCCUAUGACUCUUCAGGGCACAAAUACAUAUCUUAUUGGAACUGGAACAAAUCGUAUACUUCUAGAUACAGGAGAUAAAGAUGUACCAGAGUACCAGAAGUACCUGGAAGAUGUUGUGAAUGCAGAGCGGGUGAACAUAGAACAUAUUGUAUUGACACAUUGGCAUCACGAUCAUGUUGGUGGUGUUGCAAACCUCUAUGGGAGUAUUGCUAAACAACCAAAAAUAUGGAAACAUAAAAGAAGUAGUGACGACGAACCUGAUACUCAGUUACCAUCAUCUAUUCCUCUAAAUUGGCUCAAGGAUGGUCAAGAAAUCAAAGUUGAAGGGGCUACAGUAAAAAUUUAUCAUACACCAGGUCAUACAACUGAUCAUGUAAUUUUGACUUUACUGGAAGAUAAUAUACUGUUCAGUGGUGACUGCAUUUUGGGAGAGGGUACAGCAGUCUUUGAAGACUUAUUUACAUAUAUGAAAAGUUUGAAUAGGAUAUUAGAAUUAAAACCUCGAGUUAUUUAUCCAGGGCAUGGAAAUGUUGUUAAGGAUCCAAUACCGAAGAUUGAAUACUACAUAUCGCAUAGGAAUCAACGCGAGCAACAAAUAUUAGAAACAUUAAAGAACAACUCCGAGAAGCCGCUUACAGAAAUGGAUUUAGUAAAAAUAAUAUACACAGAAACACCAGAACAUUUGUGGCCCGCCGCAGCAUAUAAUGUUAAUCAUCAUUUAACUAAAUUGAUGAAAGAAAAUAAAAUUAAGCAAUUGUCUGUUAAUGGCGAAAAUAAAUGGCAAUAUACUCCCAGUGCGAACUUGUAACUUUGCGCUUUUUUUGUAGUGUAACACAUUAUACUGCUCUCAGAAGGAAUAAGGGCAUAAGUAUUUAACAUUCAGACAUAUUUUUGAUAUUAAGUUGUUUAUUUAUGUUAAAUACAUGUAUAUACAGAACUUAUACAGAAAUUUUAAUUGUAUUUUAAUUAGCCAUUUCAAAGAAACCUUUAGUUUUCUCAUUUUACUUGUAGAAAAAAGCCUAAAAAGUAUUACUGUGUAUGAAGGGCAUAGCUGACUUAAAUGUGACUUUUAAU
Molecule: messenger RNA, 1305 nt
Organism: Hyposmocoma kahamanoa
Lineage: Eukaryota; Metazoa; Arthropoda; Insecta; Lepidoptera; Cosmopterigidae
Product: beta-lactamase-like protein 2 homolog
Exons: 4
Coding region: 161-1039 (292 amino acids)
Cellular component (GO): mitochondrial matrix
Molecular function (GO): single-stranded RNA binding; RNA endonuclease activity
Source: RefSeq, a predicted model, not a curated record